AGUUUUUCCUUGCACAACCAUAGCGAUCAGGGCUCCUGGAAUGGUGUCGACUUCAUCAUCUAAAAAGGGGAAAGUUUGCCUGCUGCUAGUUGAGGACUGAAACCGUCACAUUUCUCAUGUUGUAUGUCGGUUCUUUGCAACUGGCAACUACUGUACUCGACUAGUCCAAGUGUCCAAGAAUGGCCCUGAAACCGCACCCUUUCUGUUCCACGACACACACAAAUCCGUUAACUAAUCGACACGAACACAAACACACAAGACAGCACGUGAUGCACUCACAUAAUACGCGUGGUUGCCCCCGACGCGUGCCGCUGGCUUCCUUGAUGCGUAGACCAAACUUGCUAGCUAGCUUGGCCUAAUAAGCGGGGUGGCAUGAGUUGGCUUGGAAGAAUCAACGAGGUCGACCCCUCAAGUCACUGGAGCGGCCCAAGCAACCCAAAGCCUCUGCCUCACUCUUCCGAGCAAGCCAUGCAGUUAGGCUAGCAAAGUAGCCAAGCUCUCUAGCAGCUCACCCGUUCCUCCAUUCAUGCCCUCUCCCUGUCCUCCUCAUCCUCUCCGUCGAUCGUCUCUGGCCCGCCACCGCCACCGAUGUCGUGUGCGGCGGCGGAGGCCGGCCUGGUGGCCAUGGACUGCGUGGUGGUGUGCUGCUGCUGCCCGUGCCUGGUGCUGCAGAUCACCGUGUUCCUCUUCGUCCGGCUGCCCCGGAACGUGGUGGUCAAGUCGAAGAGGGUCAUCCUCAGGCGAUGGCACAGGAGGAGGAGGAGGAGGAGGAGAUCGCCAUCCGCCGCCGCCGCCAAGAGGCUCUCCAGAAGCAGCAGCAUGGCCUCGUCGUCGUCCGGCAUGAGGCGCCUCGAGGAGCUGCUGGACGGCGAUUUCGGGGCCACGUUCAGGAACAUCAACGGAGGGCAGUGCAGCGGCAGCGACGCCGGCGAUAGCUGGAAAGAGAAAUGCUUCGCCAUGGACGACGACGAUGGCGGCUGGAAGGAGCAGAGGUGCUUCGCCGUCAACGACGACGACGACGGCGUGUGGGAGGCGCUGGUGGAGCAGGAGGGGCUCUUCUGGUUCGGGAGCUUCUGGGGCCGGACGGAGCAGGGGGGCCCGGUGUCGGCGGAGGAUCGGAUGUACGCAGGCUUGAGCUUGCCGGUAGUCCUAGAGAGAGUGCGCGAUUAGGGGCAACGGCGAUGCAGUUUGAUGCAAACGGCUUGCAUUGCAGUUUCUAAAUGAGGUUUCUACUUUUCCGUCCGGCCAAGGACUUUAUUUUUAUCCGGAGUAGCUACUUCAUUUGGUCCGUGCACUCAUGAUUCCUUACUGUACAUAUGUUAUCAAAUCAUGGUACACCUAUCAAUCAAAGGAGCAAUGUUGAAUAA
Molecule: messenger RNA, 1367 nt
Organism: Hordeum vulgare subsp. vulgare (domesticated barley)
Lineage: Eukaryota; Viridiplantae; Streptophyta; Magnoliopsida; Poales; Poaceae
Exons: 1
Coding region: 589-1170 (193 amino acids)
Source: RefSeq, a predicted model, not a curated record